Messenger RNA from Meloidogyne enterolobii, 426 nucleotides. Lineage: Eukaryota; Metazoa; Nematoda; Chromadorea; Rhabditida; Meloidogynidae. The record is from the annotation of a GenBank genome assembly.
AUGGAUUCACAUCCAUCUAAUGCUGAGGAAGCCGAAGAAAACUUUCAAGAUAAGAAAUCAGACGCUGUAUCAAACUUUUCGCCUCGUGGUGCAACACCUACAGUUUUAACUUUGUUUAGUGAAGCUUUAAAUGAAAAGAAUUUUGACGAAAAUGAAGAAAAGAUUUUUGAAAAACAUUUGGAAUUUUUGGUUGGCGGCCCGUUUGACUUGGAAUUGAGAAAUGUUCGUCAAAAUCGUGUUAAUGUUAAAUUAAUGUUAGAAUUGACUGAUUUAUGUCCUCCAAAAAUUCAGGUUUGGAGUACUUUUGUUGGAAUUGUCAAAAAAAAUGUGCAAACUUGGACAGAAGAGGAUGACCAGCUUUACAAUGUUUUAAUUCAAACUACGCAACAAAUUUUUGAUCAUCCUGCAAUUUUGCAUUUGAGUUAA